GAUGAGAUAUUGGACAUGAGGCUCAAAAUAUUUGUUCAGAAAACCUCACCUCCUUCCUUCCUUCCACAGUUCCACACACAGACAUGCACUAAGAACGUGAAAAAACACACAGUUGUAUGCACUAAAAUGCAGCUUCUUCGCGCUCCAUCCUCUUCCGCCUUGCCAUUUCAUUUCUCGAAUUCACAACCCAGAGGAAGAAAUGAAAGGCUUGCAUGGGUUUCGUUUAAAGAUUCAGCGUGGAGCUCAAUCACGCCUAAAGCUGCUUCUGUUCAAGCUUCUGCUUCAGCAGUAUCAAGUCAAACAGCCGAGACUGAUGUGCUAAAAUCCUUGUCUCAGAUCAUAGAUCCAGACUUUGGUACAGACAUUGUCUCUUGUGGAUUUGUGAAGGACCUUAAUGUGAACAAGGCAUUAGGAGAGGUUUCUUUUCGGUUAGAGCUGACAACACCAGCAUGUCCAAUCAAGGACAUGUUUGAGAAGCAGGCUAAUGAGGUGGUGGCUGCACUUCCCUGGGUCAAAACGGUAAGUGUUACAAUGUCAGCCCGACCAGCAAGACCUGUUUAUGCAGGGAACCUUCCAGAACAUCUGCAAACAAUAUCGAACGUCAUUGCUGUUUCAAGUUGCAAGGGAGGGGUAGGAAAAUCAACAGUAGCUGUGAACCUUGCAUACACUUUGGCUGGUAUGGGUGCUAGAGUUGGGAUUUUCGACUCAGAUGUAUAUGGCCCCAGUUUGCCAACGAUGGUCUCCCCAGAAAACCGGUUACUUGAAAUGAAUCCGGAGAAGCAAACUAUCAUUCCAACUGAAUACUUGGGUGUUAAGUUGGUAUCAUUUGGGUUUGCUGGGCAAGGACGUGCAAUAAUGCGAGGUCCAAUGGUUUCGGGGGUCAUCAAUCAACUAUUGACUACUACUGAAUGGGGAGAACUGGACUACCUCGUCAUUGACAUGCCCCCAGGAACGGGUGAUAUUCAACUCACCUUAUGCCAGGUCGUUCCAUUGACUGCUGCUGUCAUUGUUACCACACCUCAGAAGCUAGCAUUCAUAGAUGUUGCAAAAGGAGUUCGCAUGUUUUCAAAGCUAAAGGUUCCUUGUGUAGCUGUGGUUGAAAACAUGUGCCAUUUUGAUGCUGAUGGAAAACGCUACUAUCCAUUUGGUAGAGGGUCAGGUUCUCAGGUUGUUGAGCAGUUUGGUAUCCCCAAUCUUUUUGAGCUUCCAAUUAGACCAACUUUAUCGGCUUCUGGAGAUAGUGGAAUCCCUGAUGUGGUGGCUGAUCCUCAAGGUGAAGUUGCAAGAACAUUUCAAGAGUUGGGCAUUUGUGUGGUGCAACAAUGUGCUAAGAUCAGUCAACAAGUAUCAACUGCUGUCACUUAUGAUAAAGGUAUGAAGGCAAUCAGGGUGAAAGUACCUGAUUCAGAUGAAGAGUUCUAUUUGCACCCAGCAACCGUUAGACGAAAUGAUCGAUCAGCUCAAAGUGUGGAUGAAUGGACUGGUGAGCAGAAACUGCAGUAUGCUGAUGUUCCAGAGGACAUUGAACCUGAAGAAAUUCGGCCCAUGGGAAAUUAUGCUGUAUCGAUUACUUGGGCAGACGGAUUUAGCCAGAUUGCUCCUUAUGACCAGCUGCAGACAAUGGAACGCUUAGUUGAUGUUCCACUGUUGAUCUAAAUGAAAAUGGCUGUUCUGAGGUUAUACCAUAGAUGCCGAAAGGACCCCACGAUCAAUUUUCUGCUUUUGUGGGUCUGUUGUAGUCACAAGCAAAGAUGGAGUAUAUAUUUACAACGAAUAUAGGACUCUAAAGAUACUUUGAUUGCUUCAAUCCCACACCUCAGAUAGUCAAAUUUCUCCAGUUUAUAGCUUAUUGUUAGCCAUGCUCUAUCAUUUUCUCAUAAAUAAGUAGGUGCAAGGGUCAAUGAUACAAUAGAGGUAGUUUGCAUCCAUUAAAAAAGCCUAGACAUUCUAUCCCUCUAAGUGGAACUUGCAAAAUCCAAUUUAACCAUCCUUUCAGUC
This is a messenger RNA of Olea europaea var. sylvestris, 1998 nucleotides long. Its product is annotated as fe-S cluster assembly factor HCF101, chloroplastic-like. The coding region runs from base 16 to 1656 and encodes 546 amino acids. Gene Ontology annotation, cellular component: chloroplast stroma. Gene Ontology annotation, molecular function: 4 iron, 4 sulfur cluster binding; ATP binding; ATP-dependent FeS chaperone activity. Gene Ontology annotation, biological process: iron-sulfur cluster assembly. The record is from RefSeq and is a predicted model, not a curated record. Lineage: Eukaryota; Viridiplantae; Streptophyta; Magnoliopsida; Lamiales; Oleaceae. The transcript has 15 exons.